This is a messenger RNA of Gastrolobium bilobum, 1853 nucleotides long. RefSeq names its product homeobox-leucine zipper protein ATHB-6-like. Gene Ontology annotation, biological process: positive regulation of DNA-templated transcription. The transcript has 3 exons. Gene Ontology annotation, cellular component: nucleus. Lineage: Eukaryota; Viridiplantae; Streptophyta; Magnoliopsida; Fabales; Fabaceae. The record is from RefSeq and is a predicted model, not a curated record. Bases 522 to 1481 code for a protein of 319 amino acids. Gene Ontology annotation, molecular function: DNA-binding transcription factor activity, RNA polymerase II-specific; sequence-specific DNA binding.
AAUCUCAUCCUUCCACUAUCUCAAUCUCAAACCCCUUUUACUCUUUCGCUUUCCCUCACCCUCUCUAGUUGGUCAUCGUACAUGAACACUCGUAGAUUAUGCUACUUAUGUUCCAUAAUUUGACCGAGUAAAAAUGAUGUAGCUGAGGAAAAACGGUGUUAAGAGUGCUCCUUUUAUGCUUUUUUAUUUUUCUUUUUUUCUUUUAGAGUUUUUGAUAUAAAUUUGUUUGUUUGUGUUGGUUUGUUCUGACGUGUAUGAAUUGUUUGAUGGGGGAAGAGGGAGAAGAAGGGGUGAGAAAGAAGGAACAUGGGGGUGUUAAUGGAGAUAAGUGGUACUUGUAUAGCUGCUUACAGUACUGUGAAAAUUGGUGUUGUUUAAGACAUGAGUAUUCAUUUUCAAUGGCUCCUUUUAAGUGAAAAACCUUGUUCAUCGAUCCUCUCAGCUUUUCUCUCGAGAUCUUAAGACAUUGACUAACAAUUAAAAGGGUUCUUCAUCUUAUAAAAAAGAUCCGAUCUUUACUCAUGAAGAGACUUGCCAGCUCAGAUAAUUCUUCGGGUGCUCUCGUGUCAAUCCCUCCAUCAACAACAGACGAACACAGUCCAAGGAACAAUCAUUUGUAUCGUAGGGAUUUCCAAUCGAUGCUGGAUGGAAUUGAUGAAGAAGGGUGUGUUGAAGAACCGGGGCAUCACUCGGAGAAGAAACGUCGACUGAGUGUGGAUCAAGUAAAGGCUUUAGAGACAAACUUCGAGGUAGAGAACAAGCUUGAACCUGAUAGGAAGGUGAAGCUUGCCCAAGAACUUGGGUUGCAACCAAGACAAGUAGCCGUUUGGUUCCAAAACCGUCGAGCAAGAUGGAAAACCAAGCAAUUGGAAAGAGAUUAUGGCGUUCUCAAAGCCAAUUAUGAAGCUCUUAAGCUUAAUCAUGAUACCCUCAAACAGGACAACGAAGCCUUACACAAAAAGAUUAAGGAAUUGAAAUCAAGGUUGUUGCAAGAAGAAAACAACACUGCAAGCGGUGUUUCACUUUCGGUGAAGGAAGAGAUAACUAUGAUGCCUGACUCUGAAGGAAGAGAUAAUAAUAACCCAUCUCCUGAAACAUCAAUUCCUUGUACAGAGUCCAAGGAACACUUGAAUUAUGAUUAUUGCUUCAACAACAACGAUGUUGUCGGAGCCACCUCACUCUUCCCAACAGAUUUCAAAGAUGGUUUUUCUGAUAGUGACUCAAGCGCAAUCUUGAACGAUGAUAACAGCCCCAAAGCCACCGUUUCUUCAUCUGGGGUUCUUCAAAGUCAUCACCUUUUGUUGUCUCCUGAGUCUUCUUCUCCCUUGAAUUGCUUCCAGUUUCAGAAAUCGUACCAUACACAAACACAGUAUGUGAAGAUGGAGGAGCACAAUUUCUUCAGUGCAGAUGAAGCCUGCAAUUUCUUCUCGGAUGAACAAGCACCGACCCUCCAUUGGUACUGUCCAGAUCAGUGGAAUUAAAGAAAAAAGUAAAGGAAAAAAGAUGAAACCGUCUUUACAAAUUUUAUUUGAUUAGAGGAAAUGCCAAUAAAGGAAGUUGCACGGUUGUAUUUGAAGAAAGCUCAAGUUCUUUUUGUAAAAAUGGUUGCUUCGAAGUUCUCAUUGAGCCUGCUUCAAUGUAGAAAGUGUGCGCCUAAGAGUUGAGAGAGAAAAGAGAAGUGGUUUGCACUUUGCAUGGCGUGGGGUAGGAGCUGAAAGGAUGAUGAUAAAGGGUAAUUAUGACUCACCCGUGUGAGAAGGAGUCAUAUUAUGAAUAAUAAUGAAAUGUAAAAACCUUUUUAAUUCUGAGCAUAGAAAAUUUCUAUUGGAUAAUAAUGGCUCCAUGCUUCGAAC